Molecule: messenger RNA, 2328 nt
Organism: Manduca sexta (tobacco hornworm)
Lineage: Eukaryota; Metazoa; Arthropoda; Insecta; Lepidoptera; Sphingidae
Gene: Pdi
Product: protein disulfide-isomerase
Exons: 10
Coding region: 152-1636 (494 amino acids)
Biological process (GO): protein folding; response to endoplasmic reticulum stress
Cellular component (GO): endoplasmic reticulum
Molecular function (GO): protein disulfide isomerase activity
Source: RefSeq, a predicted model, not a curated record
AAAAAAAGAAUAUCAACCAAUCGGAGCCAAACACACGUUCGACGCUGCCACGUCAAGUGAGACGGCGGUGAAUGAAGUGGCGUUUUUUUCGGCAUUUUAUAGAGUUUCGUCUUCCGAGUAGGCUUUAGUAAUAGUAGUUCAAUAUUACAAGAUGCGUGUUUUAAUAUUUACCGCCUUAGCGCUCUUAGGAGUUGCUCUGGGAGACGAAAUCCCUACUGAAGAUAAUGUACUCGUUUUGAGUAAAUCUAAUUUCGACUCUGCUAUAUCAUCAAACGAAUUCAUCCUAGUGGAAUUCUAUGCGCCAUGGUGCGGCCACUGCAAAUCCUUGGCGCCUGAGUACGCUAAAGCCGCCACUAAGUUGUCUGAAGAAGAAUCUCCUAUCAAGUUAGCUAAGGUGGAUGCCACCCAAGAACAAGAAUUGGCUGAGAAUUAUGGCGUCAGGGGGUACCCCACACUCAAGUUCUUCAAGAGCGGCAAUCCCAUGGACUAUAACGGUGGUCGCCAGGCUGAUGACAUUGUUAACUGGCUGAAGAAGAAGACUGGCCCACCAGCUGUGGAAGUUUCUUCGGCGGAACAGGCAAAGGAACUGAUUGCUGCCAACCCCGUUAUUGUCUUUGGUUUCUUCCCCGACCAGAGCACAGACAAGGCAAAGGUGUUCCUCUCUACUGCCAGUCUUGUUGAUGACCAGGUCUUCGCCAUUGUUUCUGAUGAGAAGGUUGUCAAGGAUUUGGAAGCAGAGGAAGACGAUGUGGUGCUUUUCAAAAACUUCGAAGAGAAUCGCGUUAAGUAUGAAGCUGAGAAAUUCGACGAUGACCUGCUCAAAUCGUGGGUGUUCGUGCAGAGCAUGCCUACCAUUGUUGAAUUCUCGCACGAAACCGCCUCCAAGAUCUUCGGUGGACAAAUCAAAUACCACCUUCUGUUGUUCCUGUCCAAGAAAAAUGGCGACUUUGAGAAAUACGUCGAGGAGUUGAAACCCGUUGCCAAGACCUACCGCGACAAGAUCAUGACCGUCGCCAUCGACGCCGACGAGGACGAACACCAAAGAAUCCUGGAGUUCUUCGGCAUGAAGAAGGAGGAAGUGCCCGCCGCCCGCCUGAUCGCUCUCGAACAAGACAUGGCCAAAUACAAGCCGGCCAGUGACGAGCUCUCCGCUAACAGUGUUGAGGAAUUCGUGCAAUCGUUCUUCGCGGGCACCCUGAAGCAGCACCUGCUGAGCGAGAGCCUGCCCGCCGACUGGGCCGCCAAACCCGUCAAGGUGCUCGUCGCCACCAACUUCGAUGAGGUCGUCUUCGACACCAACAAGAAGGUCCUCGUCGAGUUCUACGCGCCAUGGUGCGGCCACUGCAAGCAGCUGGUGCCGAUCUACGACAAGCUGGGAGAACACUUCGAGAAGGACGAUGAUGUCGUCAUCGCCAAGAUCGACGCCACCGCCAACGAGCUGGAACACACCAAGAUCACAUCCUUCCCCACCAUCAAGUUGUACACCAAGGACAACCAGGUGCGCGACUACAAUGGCGAGCGCACGCUGGCCGGACUCACCAAGUUCGUGGAGAGCGACGGAGAGGGCGCCGAGCCUGUACCCAGUGUGAGCGAAUACGAAGAGGAGGACGAGCAGCCCGCCAGAGACGAGUUAUAAGCAUUCGCGCAGCUCGCGACACUUCCAUAGAAUAGUACUGUAUAGAUUAUAAUUAUUUACUUUUAUACUUAAACAAGUAACAUGCAUUUCGUUCGCUAGACUGUUGAAUUGUUCUCUAAAACGUGUGGAGGUUGUCGUUUCGUACUUUUUGUUUGGCGUGCGUUGAUAUUCCUUAAGUAAUACUCCUGUAGAGAUGUAUCUAAGGGGCGUUCGGAACUCGGGCCAGACAAAAUUUAAUUUAUUCAAUGCAUAAUUUAUUAUGUACGAACAGCAGCAUAACUUAGUUUAUGUCGGUGUAUUUAUAAUUUCUGUAUCAUAAUGGUCAUAUUAUAACAUUACCGGUACAAUAAGUUACAUCGAACAAUUAACUCGUAUGUUGUAAAAACAUUGGCGUUAUUUUUUUUAUAUUUUUAAUGUGACUUGUACAAUAUUCAUCACAAGAUAAUAGAUUUUUUAAGAUAAACUUAUUAAGAUAGUUUUGUAUUUUUUAAAUUGUUUUAUUAAGUUUCAAUUGAUUUGUUGGCUUCUGCGUAAUCUCGUGUUAAAAAGAAAUAUUUUUGGAAACAGUGUGUAAUUAUAAAUUGCUUCAUAAUUCACUCUCAAUGUAAAUAUGUAAACAAUGUCUUGGCCAAAUCGUUUUGUGUAUCUGUUGUGGAUACAGAAAUUGAUAAAUAAUUAAAAUUAAAAUUGUA